Messenger RNA from Oryzias melastigma (Indian medaka), 2114 nucleotides. Its product is annotated as kelch-like protein 41b. The record is from RefSeq and is a predicted model, not a curated record. The coding region runs from base 106 to 1929 and encodes 607 amino acids. NCBI's taxonomy places the organism in Eukaryota, Metazoa, Chordata, Actinopteri, Beloniformes, Adrianichthyidae. The transcript is spliced from 6 exons. Gene Ontology annotation, molecular function: protein binding.
ACCCCUUUUUCUCCGCUCUGCCUUUCCCAGCCGGGAGCGACUGCCAACAGGACCCUCGGUGACCCAUCUCCUUCUUCCCCUCGCUUUGCUGGCUCCCGACUCGCCAUGGACCCCAACGCCAUCAAGGAGGAGCUGCGGCUGUUUCAGAGCACCCUGCUCCAGGACGGCCUGAAGGAGCUGCUGAACGAGAACAAGUUUGUGGACUGCACCCUGAAGGUGGGGGACCGCUGCUUCCCCUGCCACCGGCUCAUCAUGGCGGCCUGCAGCCCCUACUUCAGGGAAAUCUUCUUCACGGAAGACGGGAAGGAGGUGGAGAACACCAAGGAGGUCGUUUUGGAGGACGUCAACCCCUCCAUCCUGGACAUGAUCAUCCAGUACCUCUACUCCGCCGAGAUCGACCUGACGGACGACAACGUUCAGGACAUCAUCGCGGUGGCCAACCGCUUCCAGAUCCCCUCCGUCUUCACGGUCUGCGUCAACUACCUCCAGAAGAAGCUGUCUUUGGGGAACUGCAUGGCCAUCUUCAGGAUGGGCCUGGUCCUGGGCUGCCCCCGGCUCGCCGUCUCCGCCCGCAACUACAUUGCCGACCGCUUCGAGUUCCUCCACAAGGAAGAGGAGUUCCUCAAGCUCGCCGCUCACGAGAUGUUCGCCAUCGUCGGAGGGGACUCGCUCAACGUGGAGAAAGAGGAGAUGGUGUUCGAGGCCGUCAUGGCCUGGGUCCGCCACGACCGAGAGAAGCGCGUCAAGUUCCUGAAGGACGCCUUCGACUGCAUCCGCUUCCGCCUGCUGCCGGAGAAGUACUUCAAGGAAAAAGUGGAGACGGACGACAUCAUCAAGGCCGACCCCGAACUGCAGAAGACCAUCCAGGUCAUCAGAGACGCCUUCAAGGGGAAACUUCCGGAAAAACCUAAGAAGAAGGAGGGAGAGGAGGGGGCCAGCAAGGAAGGAGGCGAGGACGAAGAGAGUCCGUUCCCCGGCUUCCUGAACGACACCCGCAGACACGGCAUGCACGCGCGAGACUUUAUCCUGAUGAUCAACGACACGGCGGCCGUGGCGUACGACGUCGGCGAGAACGAGUGCUUCCUGGCCGCCAUGUCCGAGCAGGUGCCGCGUAACCACGUCAGCCUGGUGUCGCAGAAGAACCAGCUGUACAUCAUCGGAGGACUCUUCAUGGACGAGGAGAACAAGGACGCGCCUUUGCAGUGCUACUUCUACUUGUUUGAUCCUCUGUCGGCGGACUGGAUGGCGCUGCCGCCUAUGCCCUCUCCCAGAUGUCUUUUCAACAUCGGGGAAAGUGACACCCUGAUGUUUGCGGUGGCUGGAAAGGACCUCCAGACAAACGAGUCGCUGGACUCUGUGAUGUGUUACGACACAGAGAAGAUGAAGUGGAGUGAGACCAAAAAGCUUCCCCUGAAGAUUCACGGUCACGCCGUGGUUUCCCACAAAGGCCUGGUGUACUGCAUCGGAGGAAAGACCGACGACAACAAAGCCCUCAACAAAAUGUUUGUGUACAACCACAAGCAGUCAGAGUGGAGGGAGAUGGCCGCCAUGAAGACACCCAGAGCCAUGUUCGGAGCCACCAUCCACAAGGGGAAAAUCGUGGUCGCUGGGGGCGUCAAUGAGGAGGGCCUCACUGCCGCCUGCGAGACCUUCGACUUUGCAACCAACAAGUGGGAGCCGUUCACCGAGUUUCCUCAAGAGAGGAGUUCCAUCAACCUGGUGAGCACUGGCGGCUGCCUGUACGCCGUGGGAGGCUUCGCCAUGGUCCAGAUGGAGGACAAGGAGGUGGCUCCCACAGAGGUCACCGACGUCUGGCAGUACGAGGAGGAUAAGAAACAGUGGAGUGGCAUGUUGAGGGAGAUGCGCUACGCCGCCGGCUCUUCCUGCACCUCUAUGCGCCUGAACGCCGCCAGGAUGCCUAAACUGUAAACACAAGCGCGUGCUUUCUGCCGUCCGUCUGUCCGUCAACACGUCCGUCUCUCUUCCGCUUUGAAUCUGCGGGAGAAAAGUAGGAGUCAGUUUGGACUGACGUCCACAUCUCUGUUUACAUCGUUUCUAGGUCAUGUUUUGUAAAAAAUAAACAUUUAAACUGUUUUUUUUUUUUCAAAAGCAAA